AUGUAUAGAUUUUUUCGUUUUCGUUAUGCACUGAUACGUUAUAUGGUAUUCUGGAUGAUAUUUUUAUCACUUAUUAAAUUUUCUACAUUGUACUACUAUAAUCAUAUUCAACGUUCAUCAUCCUCAUCAAUAAUGACAAAAGUAGUAUUUCCGGAAGAUAAUAAUAAUGAUACAGUAGAAUCGCAAACAUUUAUUGAUUCUUCAUCAUCAUUAUCUACAAAAAAAUUAUCAAUAAAUCGUACAUCUAUAUUAUUAUUAAGGAAGUAUGCUGAAAUGAAAAAUAAUGAACAAUAUUUCUAUAAUGAACAUCUAUAUAAGAGUGAUACACGUUAUGUUCUAUUAGUACAAGUACAUACAAGAUUUAGUUAUUUAAAUAUGUUCAUAAAUACGUUAAAACAUGUCGUAAAUAUAAAUAGUACGCUAAUAGUUUUUAGUCACGAUUAUAUUGAUACAAAAAUAAAUAAUCUUGUUAAAAAUAUUACAUUUGCACCGGUAAUUCAGAUAUUUUAUCCAUUUUCUCAACAAUUGUAUCCCGAUGAGUUUCCUGGAUUAGAUCCACAUGAUUGUCCCCGUGAUUUACCCAAACACAAAGCAUUACUCACUCGUUGUAACAAUGGUAAUUUUCCAGAUAAAUAUGGUCACUAUAGAGAAAGUAAUAUUGUUCAAAUAAAACAUCAUUGGUGGUGGAAGCUCAAUUAUGUAUUUAAUUUUCUUCGAGUACUCCGAAAUCGUACGGAUCAUUUAGUUUUAUUAUUAGAAGAGGAUUUUUAUUUAUCACCCGAUGCUCUUGUAUUUUUACAAAAAAUGGAAAGUGAAAAAUCAAAACUUUGUCCAGAUUGUAUAUUUUAUACGCUAGGUAAUUUAGAAAAAUCUGGUAAACAGUUUGAUCAUCUUGGUGGAAAGGUGUCUAUUGCGUACUGGCACGCUCGUUACAAUCUUGGCAUGACUAUUUCAUACAAUUUUUGGUUACUUUUAUCUAAAUAUGCUGAAGAAUUUUGUACCAUUGAUGAUUAUAAUUGGGAUUGGAGUCUUGUUUAUCUUGCACAACAACGAUUCAAUUAUCCAAAAGUUUUAUUAUCAUCAGCCACGAGACUUAUUCAUCUUGGAUCAUGUGGUACACAUCAUAAAAAAACAUGUGGUGAUAGUACAUCAGAUGUUGAAAAAAAAUGGAAUGAAACAUCACAACUUUAUACUAAUAAUUUAAAAUAUCUUUUUCCUACAUCAUUACAAGUACAUUUACGUUAUGAAGGCAAAAGACCGUUUAAACAAGUGAAUGGUGGAUGGGGAGACUUAAGAGAUAGACAGUUGUGUUUAAGUUUUGCAUAUAAAGAUGAAAGUAUUCAAAAAAUUAGAUCUUUAAUGACAACUAUGAGCUAG
Messenger RNA from Didymodactylos carnosus, 1377 nucleotides. The record is from the annotation of a GenBank genome assembly. Lineage: Eukaryota; Metazoa; Rotifera; Eurotatoria; Philodinida; Philodinidae.